Molecule: messenger RNA, 597 nt
Organism: Podospora bellae-mahoneyi
Lineage: Eukaryota; Fungi; Ascomycota; Sordariomycetes; Sordariales; Podosporaceae
Exons: 2
Coding region: 1-597 (198 amino acids)
Source: RefSeq, a predicted model, not a curated record
AUGCGUCUCCCAACCGCCCUCCUCGGUGCCCUCCUAGCAGGCAGAGCCCCCCAAAACAACGACGGCCGCCCUCCCCCUCAACCCGUCCGCAUCGACCCCAUCCCCGACAUCCAAAUCACAAACUUCCGAGCCGGCGCCGUGAUCCUCUCCCACCGCUUCUACGUAAACUUCAACAUAACCUUUCCCCCCAACACCCCCCUCGAAUCCACCCCCCUAACAACCUACUGCCACACAAUCGGCACCUCCCUCACCGAAACAAUCGGCGAGGUCCACCCACUCUGGUGCAACCGCAACACCGACUCCCCCCCCACCCCGCAAGACGUCUUUUGGUCCCUCGACUUCAACGUCGAGCAGGAGACCUUCCCGAACAAGACCGUCAAGACCCCCCUCAACGCCGAGCUCCUGCUCUACCGCGUCAUCAGCAACGAGACGAGGAUGGAGGGACGGGCGCUGCUGAGCAGGGAGGACAUGCCCAUGGUUGGCGAGAGCUACCCCAGGCAGAUCUACCAAGGCCCGGGGAAUUUCAGCGUCAAGGGGAGGAGGGUUAGUGGGGGGAGGGGGUUUAUUCCCGGGGAUGGGGACGGGGACGAUGCUUGA